Strongylus vulgaris is the source of this 807-nucleotide messenger RNA. NCBI's taxonomy places the organism in Eukaryota, Metazoa, Nematoda, Chromadorea, Rhabditida, Strongylidae. The record is from the annotation of a GenBank genome assembly.
UUUUGUCGUGUUAAAGGAUCUAGCGAUGAAGAGCCAGCAGGCGGCGAAGGUCUCUCUGAAGAAGUCUACGAAGUUGAGAAGAUUCUAGAUCAUAAUGAUACCGAUGAAGGACUGUUUUACUUGGUACGCUGGAAGGGAUUUGGUGAAGAGGACGAUUCUUGGGAGCCCUCCGAAAAUUUGGCGCUGGCCGUAAAGGCUAUUAAUGAAUACGAAGAGCGUAGGAAAUCGAAAUCGAAAGGAAAGAAGUCGAAAACCCCCAAAUCAAAGAGCAAAUCAAAAGGUCAAGAAAAGCAGCAGAAAAGUAAAAAGGGAAGCCGUCGCUCUUCAGUACUUGUCGAUGACAAAUCUGAGUCAGAACCUGAGAUCCCCUCAUGUGAUGACGAUGAUGAGUACUUGGUGGAAAAGUCAACGAAGAAAUCUGGACGAGUUUCGACGUAUUCAGGAACGGUCACUAAAGCAGCGCUGAAGUCUUACUCUCCCACUACUACAAAUGCCUCCAAGAGUACACCUACAAGCACACGUGCGCAAACUGUAGAUACCAUAUCUGCAGCUAAAAAGGUGAGAUCUGCCGAAUUGCAGGCUCUGCAGAUGCGUCAGUCAUGGUUAUAUGACAGCGAUUCCGACGAUGAUUCGGGCCCCGAAAAAGAGAAUGAAAAGAAGAAAAAAGAAAGUGAUAAGGAUGGAGCAAAAGACAUGGCUACUGCAAGUGCGGAAGAGGGAAAACAUGAGGAAACGGUUGAAAAGACACCGCUAGUUGCAGAGCCUCAAAGUCAAAAAGUCAAUGAUCGUAAACGCAAAGUGAACGAG